AUGGGUGUUUCAUCUAUUUCUCCUAUGAAUCUUGCAAUACCAUCUAAACCAAUUCAAGAAUUGAUCAAAUCUACAACAGAAAAAGAUGUUCCCGAAACUUACAAAAUCCAACAACUUUCAAAUAUAUCAGAUGAUAAUACGAGUAAUAAUAAUCACUCUGAGAUCGAAUACAUGGUGACUCCAUCAAUCGAUCUUGGCCUACUUUCAAAUGCAUCAUCAACCCAACACGAACAAGAACUGCAAAAACUUCGUUCUGUUCUUAAUUCAUGGGGUUGCUUACAGCUUAUCAAUCAUGGGUUGGCUAGUUCAUUACUAGAUAAAAUCCGUGAAGUCGGGAAGGAAUUCUUUGGUCUACCAUUGGAACAAAAACAGAAGCACAACAGAACAUUGGACUGGUUUGAAGGUUAUGGAGGCGAUACAAUUUCUGAGUGUCAGAAUUACAACUGGAAUGAUAGACUGCAUCUCAGAGUUUACCCUCUUGAUCACCGCAAUUUCAACUUUUGGCCUGAAUAUAUUCCAAAUUUCAGGGAAACAUUGGAGGAGUACGCAGUGGAAGUGAGGAGAGUAACAAAAUCUCUCUUAAAGGCGAUUGCGAAAUCAGUGGAGUUGGAUGAAGACAGCUUUUUGAAAGAGUGUGGAGAUGACGAGGCCAUGAACUUGUUCACAAGAUUCAAUUAUUAUCCGCCAUGUUCAACACCAGAACGCGUUAUAGGCCUUAAACCACAUUCGGAUGGGACAGUCGUUACCAUUCUCCAACAAGACAAACAAGUUGAAGGUUUACAAGCUCUCAAAGAUGGCCAAUGGUUUAAAGUUCCAAUUGUUCCUAACACUCUUUUUAUCAAUAUUGGUGACCAUAUGCAGAUGAUGAGUAAUGGCAAACUGAAGAGUGUGGUGCACAAAGUUGUGAUUGAUAAGGAAAAGGAAAGGAUUUCUAUUGCUACGUCGAUUGUAGCCCAUGACUACGCUAAAAGCUUCUAUGCAAGAAGAGCCGGAAUUAUGUGA
This is a messenger RNA of Chenopodium quinoa (quinoa), 1002 nucleotides long. RefSeq names its product protein SRG1-like. NCBI's taxonomy places the organism in Eukaryota, Viridiplantae, Streptophyta, Magnoliopsida, Caryophyllales, Amaranthaceae. The transcript is spliced from 5 exons. The record is from RefSeq and is a predicted model, not a curated record. Bases 1 to 1002 code for a protein of 333 amino acids.